AUGGCUUCUGGGUCAUACCUAACCUCGGCGCAGCAGACCCGAAAUUCCCGGGGUGAUCGCAUAUUACCGAGAACAGCAUCAGGCAACAACAAUAGCAGCAGCAGCAGCAGACGAAUGGUUCAUAACCCCGGGGGUAGCCAACGUUCGUUAUCUCCCAUUAAUCGACGACAAAUCACCAUGGGAUCCUCACAGCAGCUGCAGGGUAGCUACCGCGGCAUGAAACGAACACAGACGGCCCCUGUACCCCCCAAGACGAGCCAUACGGGUCCUCCUACUGCUGCUGCCCCGACAAUGAGACGCAAUCAAACCGCUCCCAUUCAUCAUACUACUGCUACAAACACGAAACCCAAACCACGCCGUCUGCUCGUCGAUUAUUCCAAGAAACGAGCCAAUUUGACGCAGGGACGACAGACCCAAUCGGAGCGCACCUUGCUACCCCCGAGAACCAAGUCGUUGGACCAGCUGCCAGACAACCGAGGCUCCUUUGCUACAGCCCAUUCCUAUCAUGAUCGUCCCAAUUCCGAUCGAAAUUUAGCGGCUACUGCCAGUUCGGCUACUGCUGGUCCCACUAAUAUUCCAAGGGGUGUGUUGAAUCGCCACAAUACCACGGGCAUGUCACGAUCGCAAAGUGCACGAGAAGUGGUAGAUUGGCACGUUUUAAAUUCCACGUUGGACUGGGAAAAAGAAGAAGAGAAAACCCGGCAAUCCAUUGCUUCACAGCACGCUUCUUCGAAUACCCGGAGAGGGAGACGACGAAUACAACAUCAGCAGCCACAACAGCAAGAGAGCAGUAGCUGCUCCAAUCUGCUACGCAAGUCAUUCUUGACCAAACCAUUGGGAACCAGUUCCAGUCAUUUACAAGGGACCGAGUUUGAAUUUACACCCUCCUUUGGUGGGAAUAAUAGUUAUGAUGAUGACAAUGAUCAACGUGGAAGGCAGCAACACAAUCAUCAGACCAUUGCCAUUUCCCGAAGAGCUUCCCUUUCUCCCAAGAGAAAGAAUGUCAGUCCCAAACUGGCAGAACAACGCAAAAAAUCCAUCAUGAUUAGUCCCCAACAAAGGAAAAAUGGAUUGGCUACAUCGCCAGCGCUCAUGGACGACGAAUCCAUGCGAUUGGGAGAUGUCUUUGGGAGUAGCAGUCGCAUGGAUAAUAGUAGCAGUAAUGACGGCAACAGCCGGCGUCGGCAACAAGAACCACAAGAAGAAGAUGAACCCGCCGAUGAUUUCUUUUCACGCUUGGACAAGGAAGCUCAAAUGCCCAAUCACGUGCAACCAUUGAAUCAAGAACGACUCUAUCGCAGCAUGUCCGCAUUGGCCAACACGUUGGUGGUUCCACCCAAACUAGUGUCAUUAGAGCAACAACAACCAAGAGACAGCAAUGUCAGUGUCCUUUCCACCGCUUCUUAUUUGAAAGACGACAGUCAUGAUGAGGAAGAUGACCAGCAACUUCAACGAAAUGGCAGCCACAAUAGCAACAUGGAUGCUUCCGUCGGUGAUGAUGUCAGUGUCGCCAGUGUUGGGAGCUUGUCGUUUCGCAGAACGUCAGGGGACAAGAAUAAAAGAAAUGGGAGUCAUCAUUUGAAGGGAUCACUGGCGGGGUUGCCGUCGUGGGAUGGAGAUUUUGACAAUUCACUGUCUUCUUCCUUUUCGUCUCAUUGGGAACCCAUGUCGGACAUGUCGUCGGUCGUGAGUAAUAAUAAUAAUGAAAUGGAAAAGAACCAUUCUCGACGAUCACAACAGCAACAACAAUCCAAUAAUACUCCCGGAUCUUCCCCGACCAAGCCGCGAACGUUGGCGUCUUCCCCCACGAAGCAGCGUAACUCAGGCGCAUCGCCCACUGGAAACAACAAGCAACGUUCCUCGGCUGCUUCCAGAAAAAUGAGAGUGUCGAACAAGGCAGCAGCGUCUACAGCUCUAGGAAUUAAAGAAGAUGAGGAGGACGACGAGGAAGAGGAUCUCCUUUUUUUGCCCAAAUCGAUGCAACCAGCACGAUCGCCGCUGGAUGAUUCUUCGAGCAACAACAAGAGAGGUGGCAGGUCUCGAUCUUCUGCAAAUAGUUAG
Messenger RNA from Seminavis robusta, 2061 nucleotides. Lineage: Eukaryota; Bacillariophyta; Bacillariophyceae; Naviculales; Naviculaceae. The record is from the annotation of a GenBank genome assembly.